AUGGAAUAUCCAUUUAUGAUCCAGAUGCUUGGUACAACAUGUCAUGAUACAAAGCAAGAACAAACAGCCACCAUGUCUAGCAAAAGGGCAAAGACGAAGACCACCAAGAAGCGCCCUCAGCGUGCCACUUCCAAUGUAUUUGCGAUGUUUGAUCAGUCGCAGAUUCAGGAAUUCAAGGAGGCUUUCAACAUGAUUGACCAGAACAGGGAUGGCUUCAUUGACAAAGAGGACUUGCACGAUAUGCUCGCCUCCCUUGGAAAGAAUCCAACGGAUGAGUACCUAGAUGCCAUGAUGAAUGAGGCUCCAGGCCCCAUAAACUUCACAAUGUUCCUUACAAUGUUUGGUGAGAAGUUAAAUGGCACCGAUCCAGAAGAUGUGAUCAGGAAUGCUUUUGCUUGCUUUGAUGAAGAGGCAACAGGGUUCAUCCAAGAAGACUACCUGCGGGAGCUGCUGACAACGAUGGGAGACAGGUUCACAGAUGAAGAGGUAGAUGAGCUGUACAGAGAGGCCCCCAUCGACAAAAAGGGGAAUUUCAAUUACAUUGAAUUCACGCGCAUCCUGAAACAUGGAGCAAAAGACAAGGAUGACUGAACAAAUCUCUGGAUACCUAAAGAUUACCUUACUCUUACAUUUAUUUUUGAGGGUUUCUUCCUGAUAGAACUUGUUGCAUGCAUCUAGCUUUUACAGCUUUUGCCUUUCUCAUGUAUUUAUCUACUCUGGGCCAUUUAGGCACAUUUGCACCUGUGUAAUCAGACUGGAAGCGGGGAGAACAUUGUGAGGACAAGGAUAUGGGACAAAGAUCCCUGGACUUUUGAUAGUCCAGGAAAAUAAUCUCAAUGUUUCUGGUUUAGCUGGAUUUUUACAUUUUUGUAAUAAAUGCCAUUUUGAAAUAAAGAUUGCUAUAUAGAUAAAA
Apaloderma vittatum (bar-tailed trogon) is the source of this 913-nucleotide messenger RNA. Its product is annotated as myosin regulatory light chain 2, smooth muscle minor isoform-like. Gene Ontology annotation, cellular component: cytoplasm. The record is from RefSeq and is a predicted model, not a curated record. Bases 1 to 591 code for a protein of 196 amino acids. Gene Ontology annotation, molecular function: calcium ion binding. The transcript has 4 exons. NCBI's taxonomy places the organism in Eukaryota, Metazoa, Chordata, Aves, Trogoniformes, Trogonidae.